AUCUGAUGCAAAAUGUGGCUCAAAUGUGACCAGCCGGUUAUUCUAACAGUUUUUAAAUCAUUUCUUCAAUAGUGAAUAGUGAAUUAAUUUUGAUUUCUAAAAAUCAGUACAGAGUUGACAGAGAGUUAAGAGAGGACGUAACGAAGCAGGAACAAUGAAGAUGAACAUCAUCUUGGAUAAGAAUAAUCCCGCAGUUGGAAUUUAUGCAGCCACAAAACUGGUGCAGCUUGAAGGGGCGUCUGUGAAUGUUCAAUGGGGAAAUGAAACAAAGGCCGCAUGGACAACAGGGUCUACUUCAUCAUCAGCGUCCAUUCUAAGGUUACUGGGAAUAAAUGCCACCAAUGCUGAUGCCACGUUGUAUCGUGGAACUGCGAUAGAAAAAACAGAGAUUGAUCAUUGGAUUACAUUUUCUGAUUCUCAACUUACAAAAGGAAAUGUAGAAAAAAGUCUUCAGUUAUUGAACGAAGCCCUGCUUAAUUGUUCAUACCUUGUGUCAGAUAGACUCACAAUUGCUGAUCUUGCUAUGUUCGAUAAAUUAUCUCGUAAGAAAGAUUUGGUAUCAAGAUAUCAAAAUAUCAGCCGCUAUUACCACUUCAUUGAAACGAUUAUCAAGGACACAAUCCCUGCUGCUGAUAAGGAGAUAAUGAAUGAGAUCAAGCCAUACCAGCAGUUUGGAUCGGGAGAUACAAAAAAGGUGUCACAACAGCAAAAAUCCUCGUCAAAUAAUGAUUUUGGUCAUGCGAGCAAUAAGAAACCUGCUGCUGCCGGGGAGAACAAGAAAGGGAAAAGAAAUGAAGGCAAGGAAAAUAGCGCUGAUGGUGGUGGGGACAAGGGAAAGAAAAAAGAUGAAGGAAAAUUUGUCGAGCUUCCAGGUGCUGAGUUAGGAAAAGUCAUCGUUAGAUUUCCUCCUGAAGCAUCUGGAUAUCUUCAUAUUGGUCACGCUAAGGCUGCUUUACUCAACCAAUAUUACCAACAACUGUUUCAAGGACAACUCAUCAUGAGAUUUGAUGAUACCAAUCCUGCAAAAGAAAAGGAACAUUUUGAAGAUGUCAUCCUUGAAGACUUGAAAAUGUUGGAAAUCAAACCGGAUCGAUUUACAUAUUCGUCUGACCAUUUUGACUUGAUGUUGCAAUUGUGUGAGAAACUAAUCAAUGAAGGAAAAGCUUACGUCGAUGAUACUGAUGGUGAAGUCAUGCGCGACGAAAGAAUUAAGAAAAUUGAAUCCAAAAACAGAAAUAAUGUGGCGAAAAAGAAUAUUGAAAUGUGGAGUGAAAUGAAAAAGGGAACAACCAUUGGUCAAAAAUGUUGCGUGAGAGCCAAGAUUGAUAUGAAUUCUCCAAAUGGAUGCAUGCGUGACCCAACAAUUUAUCGAUGCAAGCCAGAGCCCCACGUUCGUACUGGAGAUAAAUAUAAGGUAUACCCAACAUAUGAUUUUACAUGCCCAAUUGUGGAUAGCGUCGAAGGAGUAACUCAUGCAUUAAGGACGACAGAGUAUCACGAUCGAGAUGACCAAUAUUUUUGGUUCAUUGAUGCCUUAGGACUCAGAAAGCCACAUAUUUACGAAUACUCACGUUUGAAUUUGACAAAUACUGUUCUUUCAAAACGGAGGCUAACUUGGUUUGUGGAUGAAGGUCUUGUUGACGGCUGGGAUGAUCCUCGGUUUCCUACGGUACGAGGUGUUUUGAGACGUGGAAUGACUGUAGAAGGAUUGAAGCAGUUCAUUGUUGCUCAAGGUUCUUCGAGGAGUGUCGUGAUGAUGACAUGGGACAAAAUUUGGGCAUUUAACCGUCAGGUCAUUGAUCCCAUCGCGCCCCGCCACACGGGAUUGAUGAGGCAUUCUCUUGUCGAAGUUCAUGUCAAGGAUGCUUGUGACACAUUGCUACAAGCAGCAAUACAUCCAAAGAACCCAGACAUGGGCAUGCGGAAUGUGUGGACGUCGGCAGUAGUAUAUGUUGAGGAGGAGGAUGCUAUUUUGUUCAAGGAGGGCGAAAACGUGACCUUUAUAAACUGGGGCAAUUUAAAGAUUGCCAAGAUUCACAGGUCUGGAACUACAGUUCAGCGUGUUGAAGCGACUUUGAAUUUGGAUGACAAGAAUUUCAAAACCACCAUCAAAAUUAAUUGGCUUGCAAACACUCCAAAAUCUUUGUUAACACCAAUUGAUGCAGUGUUUUAUGAUCAUAUAAUCUCCAAAGCGGUAUUGACUCCCGAUGAGGAUUUCAAGCAGUUUAUUGGACAAAAUACAAAGAUUAAUGUGCCAAUGCUGGGAGAUGAGGAUUUGAAGAAAUUGAAAAAAGGCGACAUCAUACAGCUCCAAAGGAAAGGAUUUUUCAUUUGUGACGUACCCUAUCAGCCACGAAGCGUCUAUACUUGCCAAGAACAACCAGUUGUCCUAUUUGCAAUUCCUGAUGGGAAGACUAAGGAAAAUCCUACAAUCAAGAUCCCUGGAAAACAAGAGAACGCUGUGCCUGAGGUAUCAUCUUCUUCACCAGUUGGACGAUCUUUGAAGAGCAUCGACGCUGAAAUCACUGCAGAAGGCAAUAAAAUUCGCGAUCUCAAAGGGCAGAAAGCAAGUAAAGAAGUGAUUGAUGUAGCAGUAAAGGCUCUCCUUGCACUUAAAGCUGAAUUUAAAACUGUUGCUGGAAAAGAUUGGGAUCCCAAAGGAAACAACGUUCCAGAAAGUAGUACUUCACCUUCAGUAGUGAGUGGGAAUUCUUCCAUUGUGCAGAUUGAUUCCCAAAUAAUUUCUGUCGGCAAUAAGAUCAGAGACUUGAAAACACAAAAAGCGUCCAAGCAGAUAAUUGACGAGGAAGUUAAGAAACUGCUUGCGUUGAAAGUAGAAUUCAAAGCUGCGGCUGGAAAAGACUGGGAUCCAAAAGGAAAUAACGUUCCAUCGACAGGAUCGCCGUUAGUAACAACUCCCAACCAAACUAAACAAGAUCCUUCCGCUACUGUUUCUACUCCACUAGCUGAAAAUUCUCUUGCAAAAUUGGACUCGGAUAUAAUUGCACAAGGCAACAAAAUUCGGGACCUGAAGUCCCAAAAAGCACCUAAAAACGUAAUUGAUAUUGAGGUAAAGAACCUCCUUCAAUUGAAAGCUGAAUUCAAAACUGCGGCUGGAAAAGAUUGGGAUCCUAAAGGAAACAACGUAGCAUCGACUGUGCCCCCUACCCCCCAAGCGACAGUGUCUAGUGAUAAUUCAUUAGAAAAAAUUGAUUCAGAGAUUACGGAGGUAGGAAACAAGAUACGAGAGCUCAAGUCCCAAAAGGCGUCCAAGGAAGUAAUUGAUUGCGAAGUCAAAAAACUCUUAGCUUUGAAAGCAAGUUUCAAGACAGCUGCUGGAAAAGACUGGGAUCCAAAAGGGAACAACGUUAAUAUUCAACCAGUAAAGAUGACUGUUGGUGAACCAGAGUUAAAGUCCCAAAUCGAGGACCAGGGGACGAAAGUCCGACAAUUGAAGGACUCUAAAGCAGCAAAAAAUGAAAUUGAUGCUGCUGUGAAAGUCUUAUUGGAUUUGAAAGCCCAGUUUAAAACACUAACUGGUCAAGAUUAUACCCCUGCUGGAGGAAAUGCUCAACGCAGCAGUAGCGGAACCAAGAAAGAAGUUAAGAAAGAAGUAAAGCCCAAAGAAGUUCAGGCCCCCAAAGAUGCUGGGGAUGGAUCUGCAAAGAAGCAGACCAAAUUGGGGAUAGAUUGCAAAAAAUCGGAAAACUUGUCCGAUUGGUUUUCUCAGGUGAUCACCAAAGGAGAGAUGAUAGAGUAUUAUGAUGUGAGCGGUUGCUACAUUUUUCGUCCUUGGUCGUAUUCCAUUUGGGAGUCCAUCAAGGAUUGGUUUGAUGGAGAAAUUAAAAAGUUGGGAGUGCAAAAUUGUUAUUUCCCAAUGUUUGUGAGCCAGGCAGCACUUCAAAAAGAAAAGGACCACAUUGCUGAUUUUGCUCCAGAGGUCGCAUGGGUCACAAGAAGUGGAGAAACGGAACUUGCAGAACCCAUUGCGAUUCGACCAACAUCGGAAACCGUCAUGUACCCGUCAUUUGCAAAAUGGGUUCAAUCCCAUCGUGAUCUUCCCAUCAAACUCAAUCAAUGGAACAAUGUUGUUAGGUGGGAGUUUAAACACCCGCAGCCAUUUUUGCGAACCCGUGAGUUCUUGUGGCAAGAAGGCCACACAGCUUUUGCUACCUACAAAGAAGCGGAGGAGGAGGUUUACAAAAUUCUGGAGCUGUAUGAAAAAGUGUACACUGAUUUGCUGGCGAUUCCUGUCAUACCUGGAAGAAAAACGGAAAAGGAGAAAUUUCCAGGUGGGGAUUUCACAACCACUGUUGAAGCUUUUGUUUCCGCAUCUGGUCGUGGAUUGCAAGGAGCAACUUCUCAUCAUUUGGGUCAAAAUUUCUCCAAAAUGUUUCAUAUUGAGUUUGAAGAUCCAGUGACUCGUGAAAAGGCUAAUGCUUAUCAAAAUUCAUGGGGAUUAUCUACGCGAACAAUUGGUGCAAUGGUUAUGAUACACAGUGAUGAUCAAGGACUUGUCCUCCCUCCCAGAGUUGCUGCCGUACAAGUUAUUAUCGUGCCAUGUGGAAUAACGGCUUCAACCUCUGACAAAGAUAGGAAUGCUUUACUUGACGAGUGUCAAUCCUACGAGCAACGUCUUUGCAAAGUGGGUGUGAAAGCUAAGGGUGACUACCGUGACAAUUAUUCUCCAGGAUGGAAAUACAAUCAUUGGGAAUUGAAGGGUGUUCCAAUCCGACUUGAAAUUGGACCAAGAGAUAUGGAGAAAAGUCAGUUUGUUGCUGUCAAGCGAUUCAACGGCGAAAAAAUAACUGGUUCCAAGGUUAAUCUUGAAGAUCAAAUUAGCACAAUGUUGGUGGACAUUCACAAGGAAAUGUUUUCAAAAGCAAAACAUGAGCUGGACUCUCACGUCAUUGUUACGGAAGAUUGGAAAAAAUUUUGUGCUGAUUUGGAUAAGAAGAAUAUUAUAAUGUCGCCUUUCUGUGGACGUGUAGAAUGUGAGGAGAAUAUCAAGAAGGAUAGCGCAAGGGAAGAUCCAAGCGAAGAACCUGGAGCACCUGCAAUGGGGGCAAAAAGCCUCUGCAUGCCAUUCAAGCAACCGAAACAACUUGCCGAUAAUGCAAAAUGUGUGCACCCCAAGUGUAGUCAAAAGCCACUAAACUACACGUUAUUUGGAAGGAGCUACUAAAUAUGUUUUGAGGUGUUUCCUAUUCUAUUGGGUUUAUACUUUUCAUCCACAUUAUGAAUUAUCUAACAUUUAAUGGUUGUACAAGACUACUCCGAGUGAAUGUUAUUAAAUUAUUAAAUUCCGA
Molecule: messenger RNA, 5309 nt
Organism: Folsomia candida
Lineage: Eukaryota; Metazoa; Arthropoda; Collembola; Entomobryomorpha; Isotomidae
Gene: GluProRS
Product: bifunctional glutamate/proline--tRNA ligase
Exons: 27
Coding region: 155-5185 (1676 amino acids)
Biological process (GO): prolyl-tRNA aminoacylation; translation; glutamyl-tRNA aminoacylation
Cellular component (GO): cytoplasm; aminoacyl-tRNA synthetase multienzyme complex
Molecular function (GO): glutamate-tRNA ligase activity; ATP binding; proline-tRNA ligase activity
Source: RefSeq, a predicted model, not a curated record